This is a messenger RNA of Arachis duranensis, 669 nucleotides long. RefSeq lists its product as uncharacterized. Bases 1 to 669 code for a protein of 222 amino acids. Gene Ontology annotation, molecular function: DNA helicase activity. The transcript has a single exon. Gene Ontology annotation, biological process: DNA repair; telomere maintenance. The record is from RefSeq and is a predicted model, not a curated record. Lineage: Eukaryota; Viridiplantae; Streptophyta; Magnoliopsida; Fabales; Fabaceae.
AUGAGGAGAGAUCAGAGAAGUCCAAAACAGGAUCCAAUUUUGAGUUCUCAAUAUGUUGUAUGCGAGGGAAGGUACAACUGUCAUUUUGAAGCACUUGAUCGGACGCUCAGGAAUCUUAUGUCAGUUACCGAUCAACAUAAGACACAUAAACCAUUUGGUGGUAAGAUUGUUGUUCUAGGAGGUGAUUUCAGACAGAUACUUCCGGUGAUUCCGAAAGGAAGUAGACACGAUAUAUUAGCAUCCACUAUUAACUCAUCCCAGCUGUGGUCAUUUUGUAAGGUUCUGAAAUUGCAUAAGAAUAUGAGGCUUCUAAUGUCUUCUUUGGAUCAAGAUGAAGGUAAAAUGAAGAUAUUUGCUAAUUGGAUACUUGAUGUUGGAAAUGGAAAUAUUAUCUCUGUUGUUGGUGAUGAAUCAGAAGUUGAAAUUCCAGAUGAUCUAUUGAUUACAACUACUGAUGAUCCUCUCUCUCAUUUGAUAGACUUUGCAUAUCCAAAUUUGUUGCAAAACAUAUCAGAUUACAGGUAUUUUCAGAGUAGAGCAAUUCUUGCACCCACACUUAAGAGUGUCGAGAAGGUAAACGAUUUUGUCUUGACAAUCUUUCCAGGGAUGGAAAAGGAGUAUUUGAGCUCUGACACAACAUGUCAAGCUGAUGAGAAUGAAGAUGUAUAA